CGACGACAACGAUGAUGAUGGCAGAGAUGACAUUGAUGUUAGCGAUGACUUUGAGAUUUUAGGCUUUCCAGAACCAUUUGGUAAACUAGAUAUGAGUGAAGUUGCAAAGGUGAUUAAGAAGAAAAAGAGGGAUGGUAACAAGCUAUCUACUGAGAUCAUAUAUAAGCCAGAUGAUAAUGGAAUUGUCAAAGUUCAAAAGUACACACAGACACGCGACCCAAACACCGGUCAGAUAACAUUGGAUUUAGAAGAGGACACCAUUGUACCUUCUUGGUCAUCAUUUGAGUCACCAUCAUCAUCGCCAUCGCCUUUGGAAUCAUCAUCGUUAUCGUCUUCGUCAUCAUCAUCAUCCUAUGCUGAUGAUGUCAAGAAGGAUGAUGUUGUUGACGAUGCUGCUGAGCAGUUAUACAAGCAGGCUCUGCUUUUUCUCAAUGGAAGCAGUCAAUCAGAGAAGAAAGCCUAUCAGAUACUAGUUCAGGCAGCGGACCUUGGUCACGUGACUUCCAUGGAGUUGGUCUCUAUGGCCUAUUUAUUCGGGAACCAUCUCAGGCAGGACGUUCAGAAGGCCAGAGAACUUUUCGAAAAACUUUCGAAUCUUGGGUCCGCUCGAGGACAGCUGGGCUUGGGAUUUCUUUAUACAACCGGUCUAACUGUCAAAUCGAGCCAAGCUAAGAGCUUAGUCUAUUUGACCUUCAGUGCAUUUGGCGGUGACCCAUUGGCUCAGAUGGCGCUUGGCUAUCGCUACUGGAACGGGAUUAGUGUUGAGACGAGUUGCGAAGCAGCCUUGAACUAUUAUAGGAAGGUUGCUACUAAAGUCGCUCAGGACUUAUCCAUCGGAGGAGGAACUGUGGUGCAUAGGGUGAGGCUGUACGACGAACUGGAAUCACAGGGACUUCAAAGUGGGCUGCUGGACGAAGAUCUCUUGCAGUACUAUCAGUUCCUGGCCGAUAAGGGAGAUGUCCAGGCCCAGCUCGGUCUUGGUCAGUUAUUUUUUCAAGGUGGUCGAGGUGUUAAUGUCAACCAUCAAAUGGCUCACUACUACUUCACGCUGGCCGCCGAAGCUGGUAACGCUAACGCCAAUGCGUAUCUCGGAAAAAUGUACUUGGAAGGGACAGCAGUGACGAAGGCCAACAAUGAAACAGCAUACGACUAUUUUAAGAAAUCAGCUGAUAAGGGAAAUCCCAUGGGUCAGAGCGGGCUGGGACUAAUCCAUUUUCAUGGCAAAGGGGUGGACAAGGAUUAUAAAGAGGCUCUGAAGUAUUUUACGCUUGCGGCCGAUCAAGGAUGGGUUGAUGGGCAGCUUCAACUUGGAAUCAUGUACUACUCUGGUGUUGGGGUGAAGAGAGACUUUAAAACAGCACUAAAAUAUUUUACUCUGGCUUCACAGUCAGGUCACGUGCUGGCCUUCUACAAUCUCGCCCAGAUGCAUGCAAGCGGAACAGGAGUGGUUAGGAGUUGUCCCACUGCGACUGAGCUCUUCAAGAACGUAGCCGAGCGCGGUGAUUGGUCGGAUAUGUUGAUGGACGGACACGCCCACUUCCACAAGGGCCAGUCAGAUGAAGCUUUCGUCACCUACCUCCUCCUUGCUGAACUGGGCUACGAGGUGGCUCAAAGUAAUGUCGCCUAUAUACUGGAUCAAGGUCUCAGCGGUUUUUUCGACGAGAAUGAAAAUUAUCAAAGGGCAUUCCUUUACUGGACUAGAGCUGCCCAGCAAGGUUACACCCCGGCUCGCGUUAAGAUCGGCGACUACCACUACUACGGCUACGGCACGACCCCAGACUAUGAAUCGGCGGCCAAUCAUUACAGGGUAGCGAGUGACCAGCAGCACAACGCACAAGCCAUGUUCAACCUCGGCUACAUGCACGAGAAAGGACUCGGAAUGAAGCAGGACAUCCACCUGGCGAAAAGAUUCUACGACAUGGCAGCUGAAACGAGUACUGACGCCGCCAUUCCUGUCCUACUCGCACUGAGUAGGCUCAAUGUCUUCUUCAUGAUUGAAUACCUCAAAGACACAUUCAGUACCUACCAGCAGCUAUUGGACCUGCGCCUAGAGACGCUAGGGCCCGACUGGGAUUUGUACAUUUUGGCUUUACUGGCAGUCCUUCUCGCUUUCAUCAUAGUUAUCAGAAGGAUGAUAUGAUGAUUAUGAUGAUGAUGGUGUCAAUCUCAAUUAAUCAAUCAAUCAAUCGACUAAUUGAUCGAUCGACUAAAUUUUUAACAUCAAUCUUCCUAUCUUUCAAUCAUAAACUGAAUUCAAUUUACUGGUUUUUACGAUGAAUUGAUAAAUAGAUUGAUAAAUACAUUGAUUUAUUCAUUCACAUUCAUCCAUCCAUUCAUUCAUAUUCAUUCAACACAUAUAUUCAAUCAAUCAUUCAUUCACUUAUUUAUUUUAAUAAAAUUUGCUCUUAUCUGUCACAAUUUACAAUGCAUUUGUACGUACGAACACACACAUAUACACACGCACAUAUAUAUAUAUAUAUACAAUUAUAUAUAUAUAUAUAUAUAUAUAUAAUAUCCAAAAAUGUAAACGUAUAUAUGAUGUAUAUGAUUUAUAUAUAUUUUUUUACGAUUCUUAACACCGAAUGUUUUUUCAAUAUAUAUAUGUGUGUGUGUAUGUGUUUUUUUGUAUGUGUAAGUAUGUGUAACAACAACAACAAUAAUAAAAGUAAUGUGUUGGUAUGGGUUGUUGGUAGGAGGAUUUGGUUAAAAUAUAAAAUAGAGUGUAACAGUUAUAAAAAGUAAUUUAAGAAAUGAAUGAAUGAAUGAAAGGAACAAACAAUGAAUGAAUGAAAGAAUGGAUAGAAGAUUAAUUUAAGUAGACAGGAAAAAUGAACGAAUUAAAUAGUGAAUAGACAGUUUAACGUUCAUACGGCAUUAUCAGACGGUAAAUAGCGGAGCGAAAAUCAUUCGAAUGUAAAAACGCAUUGACAGAAUGGAUGAAUGAUUGAAUGAAUUAAUGAAUAAACGAAUGAGAGAUCGACUGAAUGUACAAGCAAUGAAUGAAAGAAUGAAAUGAAAUGUUACAUAUGGACAACAAUACUAUAAUAUUUUUCCAGAAAUAAAUUUCUUAUGCAUACAAGCCAACUCCUCAAUCAAAUAUUUCUCUAUUUCAGCAUCAUCAUCACCAACAACGACGACAUCAUUAUCAUGACUGCCAACAUCAUUAUCAGCACAGCCAGGAUCAUUAUCAUCAGCGGCUAUCGAAGAAUUGUUGGUAUUUUCUUCUUCCAUGUUAAUUUUUUUACUCUUGUUUUGUUUAGUAUUUUUUAAUCUGAUCCAUUUUUCGGAGUCUUUGGUUACAACGACUACUUCCCUUUU
Messenger RNA from Helobdella robusta, 3318 nucleotides. RefSeq lists its product as hypothetical. Gene Ontology annotation, cellular component: endoplasmic reticulum membrane. The transcript is spliced from 23 exons. NCBI's taxonomy places the organism in Eukaryota, Metazoa, Annelida, Clitellata, Rhynchobdellida, Glossiphoniidae. Gene Ontology annotation, molecular function: protein binding. Gene Ontology annotation, biological process: ERAD pathway. The record is from RefSeq and is a predicted model, not a curated record. The coding region runs from base 92 to 2140 and encodes 682 amino acids.